UCCUACCCGGACUCCGAAGACGGACUGAGCCCGGGAGCGCCCGACGCCUUCCCGCAGGACUGCGGGCGCGCGCGCGACUCUGCUCUCCGGGCGCCCGCGCGCACGUCGCAAGUCCCGGGUCCGAGCGGCCAUGGCCAACUGCUGCUGCCUGUCGGCAGAAGAGAAGGAGUCACAGCGCAUCAGUGCCGAGAUCGAGCGGCAGCUCCGCCGGGACAAGAAGGACGCGCGUCGCGAGCUCAAGUUACUGCUGCUGGGAACUGGUGAGAGUGGCAAAAGCACCUUUAUCAAGCAGAUGAGAAUUAUCCACGGCUCAGGUUACAGUGAUGAAGACAGAAAGGGCUUCACCAAGCUGGUUUACCAAAACAUCUUCACAGCUGUGCAGGCUAUGAUCAGAGCCAUGGACACGCUGAGGAUACAGUAUGUGUGCCCACAGAAUCAGGAGAACGCCCAGCUGAUCAGAGAAGUGGACGUGGGCAAGGUCUCCGCGCUGUCCAGGGACCAGGCUGAGGCCAUCAAGGAGCUGUGGCAGGACCCCGGCAUCCAGGAGUGCUACGACAGGAGGCGGGAGUACCAGCUGUCGGACUCGGCCAAGUACUAUCUCUCUGACAUUGACCGGAUCGCCAAGCCUUCCUUCGUGCCAACUCAGCAAGAUGUGCUCCGUGUCCGCGUGCCCACGACUGGCAUCAUCGAGUAUCCCUUUGACCUGGAGAACAUCAUCUUCCGGAUGGUGGAUGUGGGCGGCCAGAGAUCUGAACGUCGGAAAUGGAUCCACUGCUUUGAGAGUGUCACCUCCAUCAUUUUCCUGGUUGCUCUGAGUGAAUAUGACCAGGUCCUGGCAGAGUGUGACAAUGAGAACCGCAUGGAAGAGAGCAAGGCCCUGUUCAAGACAAUCAUCACCUACCCCUGGUUCCUGAACUCGUCUGUGAUUUUGUUUUUAAACAAGAAGGACCUGCUGGAGGAGAAGAUCAUGUACUCCCACCUGAUCAGCUACUUCCCCGAGUACACGGGCCCGAAGCGGGAUGUCAAAGCUGCUAGAGAUUUCAUACUGAAGCUGUACCAGGACCAGAACCCUGACAAGGAGAAGGUCAUCUACUCACACUUCACGUGCGCCACGGACACCGAGAACAUCCGCUUUGUGUUUGCUGCCGUGAAAGACACGAUCCUGCAGCUGAACCUGAGGGAGUUCAACCUGGUCUGAAGGCCAGUGUGCACGCCCUGCCUCCCUGGGCGGGCUGCAAAAGGCUCUUCCCACAGCACAGCCUACAGGCAGCCUGAGCCGGCGGGGGCCACACCAAGUCACGGAGGGCUGUGAAGUUUGCAGCAUAUUUGAAUUCAGCAAAAUGUUCCAAAGUCUUUAUUCCCAAGUCCCUUUCAUUUCUACCCCCCUCCCUCUUUUGUCUGCAAGAGUUUGUUGUUUCUGAAUUCACUAUUUUAUACAGCUUCGAAUGGUCACUGCAGGGGACAGAGCGAUAGUACAGAGGGCUGGGCACUUGCCUCCCACAUGGUCAACCUGGGUUUGAUCCCCGGCACCCCAGAAGUUUCCCUGAGCACCACCAGGAGUGGCCUCCGAGUGCAGAGCCAGGCGCCAUCCCUGGGCACUGCUACACAUGGCUCCCUCCCCAAAAGAAUUGUGAUUUACUUUUUUAAAAUUAGUGUGUUUAAAAUAGCCACUAAAACCUAUGUAUUGAGGGACCUGUUAAUUUAUAGAUCAUGCCUUGAAGCCUCUCAGAUUAAGUUGAGUGAUUUUCUUUAAAAAUGUUAAUGGGUUUCACGCUUUUUAUUUUUUAAAUAAGACAUCUAUAAAUUAUUUGUCUUCAUGCUGAAGUAUGCUUUUAACAUGCCACCAGGGCUUUUUUUAAAAAAAAUUGUUUUUGUGUUAACUUUCUAUGUUAAAUUAAUGACUGUAACAUCUUAUUGUUACAAUUUGAUGACCAUUGAAACAGGUUAAAAAUGGUAGGUACAUGGACUGAAGAUAAGCAGUAGUGUUCCACUGACAUGUACUAGUAAAAACAUUCGUGUGUACAUAUAUGUACAUGUGCAUAUACAUACUUCAGUUCCAGUUCCUGUCACCUAUGGAUUGUCUAAAACUCCAAAUUGUUUAAUUUCCACCAAAACUCUGCUACCAUCACAGAUUUGCUAUUUGAACCACACAUGUUGGAGCUUUCAGUGGAGGCUGAGAAUACACCACUUGCCAUUAGCACUGGAUUUUGUUGUUUCUUUUAGUCCACAGUUUUGACAGUCAGUGACUCAGAAACGUUGUAUAAUGUUCCUGGGCCACUACUGGGAGUAGUAACUGCUUCAGUGGAAUGCACCAACAGAAACAUAAAAAAAAUAAAAAUAAAAAGCCAGUUUAAAAAAAAAUCCGGUUUGAAAAAACCUUUAUAAAUUAGAAAGUUGGAUGGACAGAAUCAGAAAUGAAAGAGGAAGCCCCUGGUGGGGAGAGGCACGAGCUCAGUUCCUGCAGCAGCCUCUGUGGCCGGUCAGUCCUGGGUACUGCUCUUCCAGGGUCUGACCCAGGCUCUGGCAUCACACAGGGGCCUCGGACCCUCCCAUUCUCAGG
Molecule: messenger RNA, 2560 nt
Organism: Sorex araneus (European shrew)
Lineage: Eukaryota; Metazoa; Chordata; Mammalia; Eulipotyphla; Soricidae
Gene: GNA14
Product: G protein subunit alpha 14
Exons: 7
Coding region: 131-1198 (355 amino acids)
Biological process (GO): adenylate cyclase-modulating G protein-coupled receptor signaling pathway; action potential; phospholipase C-activating dopamine receptor signaling pathway
Cellular component (GO): heterotrimeric G-protein complex
Molecular function (GO): G protein-coupled receptor binding; GTPase activity; guanyl nucleotide binding
Source: RefSeq, a predicted model, not a curated record